Molecule: messenger RNA, 738 nt
Organism: Scheffersomyces stipitis CBS 6054
Lineage: Eukaryota; Fungi; Ascomycota; Pichiomycetes; Serinales; Debaryomycetaceae
Exons: 1
Coding region: 1-738 (245 amino acids)
Biological process (GO): cristae formation
Cellular component (GO): mitochondrial crista junction; MICOS complex
Source: RefSeq, a predicted model, not a curated record
AUGUUCUCCAAACAAGCAUUAAGGGUCACAAUACCCGUACUUGCAUCAUCAGGAAUAAUAAUUUCAUCUUCUCCUGUGAAAAACGAACCAAAAAGACGCUUCUACGAGGAUGAAACCGACGUAGUUCCAGUACCAGGAACUGUAACACCAGCUGCUGGAACCGAAUUGGAAGCUCUCGGAUCGAACCGCUUGAUAGACGGCAUUUCCGUACGUUCUCCUGAAGCUGUAGAAUCCGUUUUCAAGUCAGCCAGAGAAACUUCCCAAAACGUUUUGGCUCAAGUGCAACUGUAUGUCAAUGACGGAUACUCCAAAUACUAUGAAACAGAAAGGCACGUGACUUCUACUGUUGGAGAAUUGCAUGCAAAAUCCGAGGACUUGUUACCCAACUCUAUAUACAUCGUAAUUGCCACGUUAUCGGCCAACAUUGCUGCUCGUCAGCGUGGAAUUAUAGCCAAAGCCACGUUUCCAGUCGCAUUUGGCCUCGCCGCCUUCAAGUACUUCUUGCCACAAACUUUUGCAAACACUACUGGGUUCUUGUGGAAGUUGGAGAAGAACAAUUUGCCUCAAAUUGCACAACAACAGGAGUAUGUCUUCAACAAAACUGGGGAAUUGGUACAAAAGAUCGAGCAAACAUCCGAAUCCAGUAAGAAGUCGAUUGAAAGUCUGAUCCACAGCUUGAAACACUCCAUUGCCGAUGUUACUGGCUUGAACAUUAACGAAGAAGUAUCGAAGAAGUAG